Molecule: messenger RNA, 1995 nt
Organism: Lagopus leucura (white-tailed ptarmigan)
Lineage: Eukaryota; Metazoa; Chordata; Aves; Galliformes; Phasianidae
Gene: HS3ST5
Product: heparan sulfate-glucosamine 3-sulfotransferase 5
Exons: 3
Coding region: 236-1273 (345 amino acids)
Molecular function (GO): [heparan sulfate]-glucosamine 3-sulfotransferase activity
Source: RefSeq, a predicted model, not a curated record
GGUAGAGCUGGCUGCUGAGCAGUUCUUGGCUCACACUCUCCCACUGCUUUUGCUCUGUGCUGUAUUGUGCGUUGUCUGCACUUGUAGCUGUUGUAUGACAGCCAAUCCCUCCAAAAAGGGGUAUUUUACCUCAGCCUCUGUUGGUGGAGCAGUGCAAAACAGCUGGAGUGUGCUUAUGGACUUGACAUUUAAUGGACUUUUUGACUGAAGAAGUCCUGAAGAUUGAUGGAGGGCCAUGCUAUUCAAACAGCAGGUGUUGCUGAGACAGAAGCUCUUUGUGCUAGGCAGCCUUGCUAUAGGAAGUCUCCUAUAUCUAGUUGCCAGAGUUGGGAGCUUGGAUAGACUGCAGCCCCUCUGCCCCAUCGAUGGUCGAUUUGGACCCCGCAGCCAGGAUGAAAUCCCGCUGCGAGCUCUGCAGUUCAAGCGAGGGCUACUCCACGAGUUCCGUAAGGGCAAUGCCACAAAGGAGCAAAUACAACUGCACAAUCUGGUUCAGCAGCUUCCCAAGGCCAUCAUCAUUGGGGUGCGGAAAGGAGGCACACGUGCACUGUUAGAGAUGUUGAAUCUUCACCCUGCAGUGGUCAAAGCUUCUCAAGAGAUUCAUUUCUUUGACAACGAUGAGAACUAUGCCAAGGGGAUUGAGUGGUACCGGAAAAAAAUGCCUUUUUCUUACCCUCAUCAAAUAACAAUUGAGAAAAGCCCUGCAUACUUUAUCACUGAGGAAGUACCUGAAAGGAUUUACAAAAUGAACUCGUCUAUCAAAUUAUUGAUCAUUGUCAGGGAACCCACCACAAGAGCUAUUUCUGAUUACACUCAGGUGCUGGAAGGCAAGGAAAGAAAGAACAAAACUUACUACAAAUUUGAAAAGCUGGCUAUUGAUCCUAAUACCUGUGAAGUGAACACUAAGUAUAAGGCAGUAAGAACCAGCAUCUACACAAAACACCUGGAGAGAUGGUUAAAAUAUUUCCCAAUUGAGCAGUUUCAUAUCGUAGAUGGAGACCGGCUCAUCACAGAACCACUGCCGGAACUCCAGCUGGUCGAGAAGUUCCUAAAUCUUCCUCCAAGGAUAAGUCAGUACAAUUUAUACUUCAAUGCCACCAGAGGGUUUUAUUGCUUGCGAUUUAACAUUGUCUUUAAUAAGUGCCUGGCAGGUAGCAAGGGACGCAUUCAUCCAGAGGUGGACACCUCUGUCAUUACCAAAUUGCGCAAGUUCUUUCAUCCUUUUAAUCAAAAAUUUUACCAGAUCACUGGGAGGACAUUUAACUGGCCCUGACCUAAACUUCAUACAACAUUUUCGGAUGCAUCUGAGACAUGCAGUAAUGUCUCUGCUAAAAUAUGCACUUUUCACAGACAUAGUAUCAAAGUAACAUUUUUCAUGCAUACGUGUACAUAUGCAGUGUGUGACCAAAUAUACAGUGGGAUCAAUUUUUUCUACGGAAUAAUAACAUUAAUUUACCGUCAGCAUAGUUGCAUCUUUUGAGAUAUACUAAUAAAGGACAAAGUGGUACUUAGGGAAAUAAAGUCAGACACCAUUAAAAGGGUCAGUGUUCCUCUUGCUUGAAGUGUUUAUGUGACAUACUUAUUGAUCUAAGCAGAAUGUUAGUUUAUGUCAUACAAAUUCAUGUCAAAAGUCUGUGAAGCUGUAAGAAAGCAUAAUAUUCAGGCUAUAUUUGGUAUGUGUAUUGCUGAAGGAAUACUGACACUUUAAAUACCAUACUGAAUUUUUACAAUGAGAGUGGAUAGUACUAUUUUCUUAUUAUUUGAAAUUAAUAUUUAAUUAAACAACAUUGGUUCGGGGUUCCUGUGGUGAGUUUGCACUAUUGUUUUAUUGUAUGGACCAUGGUGUCACUUGUAGCAUGUCAAUCAUGUGUCAAUAAAAAUCAAAUAACUUUUUCUUCUCUGGUUGAGUAUUGACAAAGACAAACAUCGUGUACAUAGUGUACAAUGUUUGUAAAUACUGGUUUCACACUAAGUAAUUCUAUUUUGUAAACUGAA